UAACAAAUAAACUUACUAAUAAGAGAUUUCUUUUUGACCAUUCUUCUUUUAAAUUUGUUUUUUCAGACAAAUGAUCUUUACUAAUUAUGAAGGAAAAUAUUUCCUAAGCCACAUGCAUUUUUUAAGUCACACAAAUAGAUAAAGUCUUUUUUUAUUAUUAUUUUUAAACUGAUACUUUCUAUCAAAACCUUCUGUACUUUUCCCCCCUCUCUACUACCUCCAAGAUGGUAGGAAAGUUGUUGUUUUGGAGGGCAGAGGAGCUGCUCUCUGAUGUUAUGUCCUCUCAGUGCCUGUAGUGGUGCUGUAGGAGGCUGCUGGCUCUCUUCUUGAGCAGCCCCAGCAGCCCUGCCUUCUUUGCUGGAGAAUAUAUUCAGGGAUUCCCCUUAAUAAUCACCUACCCUCUGAGCACUUUGUACUUUUAAAAUAAUAAAAAGCCCCCCAAAGCUUUCUCCCCCACAAAAGCAGGAUCUCCUCAGAGCCAGGGGGGCAGCAGCAGCUCAGCACAGAGCCCGAGCCCAUUCCUGGUCCCUCUGCUGGGGAGGAAACUCUGAUCUGUCAGCCCAGCAGAGGGAAAGGGGGGAGAGGCGAGAGAGGAGAAAAAAAAAGCAGCUGGAAAGACAAUCUGCUUCAUCUGACUCGUCAUCAUUCCAGGAUAGUGGUCUGCUUGGGGCUCUCUCCUAACAUUGAUAUGGUACAGAAGAUUUAAAAUCAGCUGAUGUUCACAAGGAAUAGAGUCACGUGAUGUAUGAAGGCAAACACAUACACUUCUCUGAGGUUGACAAUAAGCCCUUGUGCUCAUAUAGCCCCAAACUGUGCAAGCAGAGGCGACUUAACGGCUACGCCUUCUGUAUCAGACACGUUCUGGAGGACAAGACUGCCCCCUUCAAGCAAUGUGAAUAUGUGGCCAAGUAUAACAGCCAACGCUGCACCAACCCUAUCCCCAAAUCUGAGGACCGUAGGUACUGCAACAGCCACCUACAGGUACUUGGCUUUAUACCUAAAAAGGAGAGGAAGAAAAAGAAUGAUCCAAUAGAGGAGGUGAAGGUCAGGCACCAGAUGGAUGCUAUGGCCUUCAGUCUGACAGUGCCCACGCUGGCCUUGAAGAUGUCCAAUGGACUGGAUGGGAUGUCCCUCUCUCCACCCGGGGCUAGGCUUCCUCUCCACUACCUGGAAGCAGAGUUAGAAGAUCCCUUUGCUUUCAAUGAGGAGGAUGAUGACUUAAAGAAAGGGGCAACGGUGAGGAAAAAGUUGCAGAGCAAGUUGGCCCAAAACCGGCAGCGCCAGAGAGAAACAGAGAUUUUAAAAGUUCACCAAGAGCACUUUAGCCCCCUUCCUGCACCUUUGCAGCAGCAGCCACUGCAGCAGCAGCAGCAGCACUCCCAUCUGCCACCUUUAUCAACUUCUUUAAAGCCUUCAGGGCUAUCGCAGGGCUUAGUCUGCAAGUCACCUCAACCUCAGAACACCAGCCUACCAAUGCAGGGAGUGGCACCCACCACACACACUAUAGCACAAGCAAGGCAGAUGUCUAACAAGAGACCCCUGCCUCUCCUGCCACCCACCAGGGCUCCUGUCAUGGACCUACCAAGGACUGAUCGGGUCCUCAUGAAAGCCACAGCCUUUUCUCCACACUCAUCCUGCGUGAGCCGGCUACAGAGACUGGUGAAACUGUGCACUCGAAAACAGCAGCUGGAAACUGAUCUGUUUCCACAUUUAGGACUGGACUGGUCUGAAGACAGUGGAGAAGAGUUGGAGGAUUCAGAGCAAACUUCACCAUACCAGGUUGCAUGGUCUAUUCGGGAAACUCUCAGAUAUGAAAGACAUGAGUCAGAUGAUGAUGAUUCGGAUAGCAGGAGUUCCAGGGUGACCCAACUUUGCACUUACUUUCAGCAGAAAUAUAAGCACCUCUGCCGCCUGGAGCGGGCAGAAUCUCGUCAGAAGAAAUGCCGGCAUACGCUCCGGAAAGCUUUGCUGCACGCAGCCAGCAGAGAGCCGGAAUGUGCUGGGCAACUGAUACAGGAUCUCCAAAGAGCUACAUGCACUUGGACCAGCACAAGCCAAGCCAAGCAGAGAGAUGCAGAACCAACAACAUGUAGUGGAACUAUGAAGGGUGAACAGUGCACUAACAAGGCCCUUCCAUUCACCAGGCAUUGUUUUCAACAUAUCCUAUUGAACCGUUCUCAGCAGCUCUUCUCAAGUUGCACAGCCAAGUUUGCAGAUGGGCAGCAGUGCUCCGUGCCAGUUUUUGACAUUACACAUCAGACACCUCUGUGUGAAGAACAUGCCAAAAAAAUGGAUAAUUUCUUGAGAGGGGACAACUCCCGUAAAGUUCAGCACCAGCAGCAGAGGAAACCCAGGAAGAAAACGAAACCACCUGCACUUACCAAAAAACACAAGAAGAAGAGAAGGAGGGGACCACGCAGGCCCCAGAAACCUAUUCCUCCUGCAGUGCCCCAAGGGAACCUCAGUAUGCCCACCAGCAUCUCACUGCCAGUGGAGAUCUCUCACAUACGGAGCCCCUCCACGCCGGAGUUGAGUACAGAUGAGCUGCCCGAUGACAUCGCCAAUGAAAUCACAGACAUUCCACAUGACUUGGAAUUGAAUCAGGAGGACUUUUCUGAUGUCCUACCACGGCUGCCUGAUGACUUGCAAGAUUUUGAUUUCUUUGAAGGUAAAAAUGGAGACCUCCUUCCUACUACAGAAGAGGCGGAGGAACUGGAACGGGCUCUGCAGGCUGUAACUUCUCUUGAGUGCCUGAGUACCAUUGGAGUACUUACACAGACAGAUGGUGUGCCAGUUCAGGAGCUAUCAGAUAGAGGGAUAGGGGUGUUCACCACAGGUGCUGGAGCUCCAGGAAUGCCGUCCUUGAGCAGAGAGGUUAACGCGGACCUGGGGGAGCUGUUGAAUGGGCGUAUAGUACAUGAUAAUUUCUCCAGUCUGGAGCUGGAUGAGAACUUGCUCCGUUCUGCUACCUUGUCUAACCCAUCUACGCCCCUGGCAGGGCAGAUCCAGGGGCAGUUCUCUGCCCCAGCCAACGUUGGCCUUACUUCUGCCACUCUGAUAAGCCAGAGUGGACUUGGGGAGAGAGCCUUCCCAGGACAGUUUCAUGGACUUCAUGAUGGCAGCCAUGCCUCCCAGAGGCCACACUCUGCCCAGCUGCUGAGCAAGGCAGAUGACCUAAUCACCUCACGACAGCAAUACAGCAGUGACCAUUCGCACUCCUCACCCCACGGAAGCCAUUACGAUAGCGAGCAUGUGCCGUCUCCCUACAGCGACCAUAUCACAUCCCCCCAUGCCACAUCCUAUUCUGGUGAUAACUUGGCAGCUACCUUCUCAGCAGAGAUGCCCAUUAUGGCACAGCACUUGCUCCCACCGCAGCUGGAGGUGCCACUUAGCGGGGUGGUGAACCCCAGAACUCACUGGGGAAAUCUCCCUGUCAAUCUUGGUGACCCCUCUCCGUUUAGCAACCUUCUUGGUGCCGAUGGACACCUUCUUUCCACCUCCCUGUCCACACCACCUACCACCUCGCACUCAGAGACCACACAGCCUGCCUUCGCCACUGUGACCCCCAACAGCUCCAGUGUGCUUCCGGGGUUACCGCAGACCAGUUUUAGUGGCAUGGGUCCUGCCUCUGCUGAACUAAUGGCCUCCACUUCCCCCAAACAGCAACUCCCUCAGUUCAGCGCAGCCUUUGGCCAUCAGCUGAGCUCACACAGUGGCAUUCCUAAGGACCUGCAGCCCAGCCACAGCUCCAUAGCUCCUCCCACAGGCUUCACAGUAACAGGUGCCACAGCUACUAGUACCAAUAAUGCAUCUGCUCCCUUCACCACCUCUAACUGAGCUGAUCUGUCUGUAUUUGCAGGCAGAUGGGGACCCUAUGUUUUCUAUCUUCUUUUUCCUCUGUAUUGUCCUCCCCUUCCUUUGAAGAGGAUUUUGUUUUGUUUUGUUUUUUAAAAGAGGGGGUUAAAUAAACCUCCUGCUUCCGUACAGACCAGGUGGCCCCUCAGUGAACCUUGCUCUGGUGUUCACAUGUGCUGUUCAUGCACUGGUGCUCAUUUAUUACUGGCAGGUUCACCAAACCCCAAAAAUGUCCUUAAGGAUACAGCACAGUUACUGGAUGUAAUUGACCUUAGCAGUAAGACCUAGAAAUGGGACGAUACCUCAAAUUACCAAUGCACGUUACUGUUUCCUAGGGUUAAGAUCAGUGCUUUCCAUCCCAUUAGCAUGUCAUGUAGGAAGUUUUUUAUAGUGGGGAAAAGUCUCUUGGUUUUAAAAAAAUAAAAAAGGUAGCAUCUGGGCAUGGAAAGUUGGCUCCACACUCGGGUUUGGUAAUGGUUCACCGAAGCACUGAAGACCAUGGUUCAAUUAUUCAUUUGACAACUCCUUAAAAAUGGUCUUUUGACCUCCUCUGUGGGCGUGUGUGUUUGAGGAAGCAGCAGUUCCUUGUAAUCUGCUGCUGAGACAACAGUAGUUGUGUCCUCUUCUGAAAUUGGUCACUGUUCCUACUGAAUGUUGAUUUAUUUUUUUUAUUUUAGAUUCAUUGAGCAGAGAGGGGAUUGACUGACUAGGGCAAAUAGGUUUUACCUGUUUGCCCAGGGCACUGAGGGUUGUUGCUGUUUCAAAGGUUAGCCCAGGGAGAAAAGAUAAGAAAAUGGGAAGAUUGAAAUAAUGGUCUAGUCAAGACUCAUGCAGAAGUUCCCACCAGUGCUGAAUUACUGUGAUGUUGUAGUGUUGAUGAUUUGCCUUCUCAAAUGUGGCUUUGUCCAGAACUCUGCACAGCCGGUGUUUCCUAGCUGAAACUGGAAGAAUUCUAUUGGUAUGUAUCCGAAUGGUACCCAUUCAGACAAAUCUACGUCAGGCCCCUUUGGUAAAUUUAAAAUUACUAAACUUCUCAAACUAUCUGUUGCUGUUGAGACUCUUUCUAUAAUGUGAUUUUGUAACAGGAGCCAUAUGGUUUUUGAGACACUUGUGAGACUGAUGCUCUAUAUGUGAAGUUGAAUGUAUGUGGGAACCAGCGGGUACAUAAUUUUGUGGUUACCAAAACUAAGCUUACUUAAGCAAAAUAGGGAAAUUCCUUCUAUCAACAAUACCUUGUUGCUUUUAUUCCCUGUUUGCUGAAAAUGCUUUUAAGUCUCCAUGGUCAUAAUGUCAGCUUCUUAUAAAGGCAGUGGAUUCUUCUUAUAUCUGUUUCUUCCCUAAAGAAAAAUAAAAAAUCACAAAGAGUUUGCUUGAAUCAUGUAAUCUCCCUCUUCUCCCUUCCCUCUCUGUCCCCAAAAAAGGAAUGUGCUUGAGGAAAAUUGUGACUUUAUAACUAGCCACUGUGUGAAAGUAAUUCCUACCUGAUGGCUAUCAAAAGUCUCCAUUGUUUGGUUUGCUUCUGAGAUGCAUGUGAGAGAAGAUGAGAAAGCAAAGCAAAUCUGUCUCUCCUCAUGUUGAAGGUAGUUUCAUUAUGAGGGUUAAUAAUUUCUUUGAGCAAGGGAUUAUUCAACUGAGUUCAGUUAUUCCCUAGUAUGUGGACAGUAAUAUAUUUUCCCUCAAUAUAUGUAUUCUGUUCAUGCGAGUGAUGGGGCCCAAACCCUCUGCUCCCAGACUUCCUGAGGGUAGGGGUUGAGAUCUGGAUCCAAACUUCCUGGGUGCAGCCCAUCUCGUGUUUAUAUCCCACUAGUUAUAGCCAUUCCUGUCUUUAUAAAAGCUUUGUCCCUUUUUAAUUGUAAAGAAAUAAGCCCUUUGGGUACAUCCCUUGCUGAAAUUGCAAGCAUAUGUGGGUGGAGGGGGAAACAUUUAUUUUCAGGUUUUUGAUAUUGGGAAAUCCUUAUUCCCAUACCUGGUCAAAUGGGGCUUAAUAUUCUAAUAAAUCCCAGUGUUCUUAAGUGUGGUCUAAGUUUGUCUGUAACUGAUUUAAAUGUUUUCAAAUCAUGUCAUAAGUUGAAAUGAGGCUUAACAAAACCCCACUAUAUUGUCCCACUGAUUGAGGAAUGCCCAUUGAUAUUGUGAAGUGAGGAAAAGCUGAUAGGAAUUUUUUUUUUUUUUUAAUUCUGUUCUCUCCCUUCCCUGCGUGCUUGUGAGGAGACAAAUGUUUGAUUUGCAUUAUUUUCCGUUGUGUUAAUAUACGUUCUUUAGUGUAUUGAGAUGAUUGAUUGAAAAAGAAGGGUGAACUAGUUUGCCAAAUGGGUAAAUAAUCAAUUGUUAAAUCUACCAGUAUUAAAUGUCAUGUGACAGUAUGUUCUACAGAUUAGUUUGAGGAUUUUGAUUUAUGAAAUAUUUCUGACGCUUGUCAAAAUUUGUAAAGGAACAGCAGCCUGUUCUCUUCUUCCCACACAUUCAUCACUUUCGUUUACCUACCAGUAGAGAAAACGCUUGGGCCCAAUUUCUGAUCUCAGUUCCAUCCGUGUAAAUCAUGGAGUAAUUCUCUUAGCCAGAUGAGUUACUAUGGAUUUACACCAGUGUAACUCAGAACAGAAUCUGGCUCUUAAUCUGAUCAUUUAUUUAGGCUGGGAUUUUCCAAGAUGCCCAAGAGAAUGUAGGUGCGUAAUUCCUGUUUUGAAAUCAGAUUCCCAUAAGGCAACUUUGGAAGUCUCACCCUGUAGAUCUCAGCUUUAUGGAUCUGUGGGUGAUUUUUCCUAAACAUUGGCUGCAUAACAUUUUUCAUGAGCAGAUUGAGUUUGCAAAAAAGCUGCACUUCUUUAAACAAGUUUUCUAUUUGCCAUGCAUUAGAAAAGGAAUCCCUGUCUACUUUCCAGUAUAGAGCUUUGAAGUGGUCAAGAUUGUUGCCAGUUGCAGGUUCACCUCAUCUAAUUGAAGUAUAACUAAUUUAAUGAAGGUGCAUCCUAGUAAGCAGUUCUCAUUUUAGGUCCUAAAUCUGCAGUGAGCACCACGCAGAUGGAUCCCUAUACCCGCACAAAGCCCACUAACUUCACCCACAUAGAGUUCAGUGCAGGAUCAGCACCAUAGUGUUGUGGGAAGAGUAGUGGACCCAAGGACAAGGGGUUAUACAGCCAGACAUGUCACUUCUCUCCCGCCAGAAAAUACAUUUGUUUCAUAUGGGAUUUGUCUUGGUUCUUACGGCUGCCAUUGGUAUGGUUUUCAUUCAUGCUCUCUUGAAAAGGGUGACUCUCCUAUAAUGCAGCAAUUAGCACUAAUUACCCUUUUACCAAAGAGUCAGUGUAGCAAUUCCAAUCCAUUUGUUGAAAUGAUCAGUAUCUGCUGUGCCACUUAUACAUGAAAUGAACAGAAUAAAGCUAGUUUAGUAACUAAAAAUUAUGUUCUUUCUAUAAAUUUGGGGUUUUAAAGAAUUAGAAUGCAUUUGACAGAGAAGUGUAGAAGCAGUAAUGUCUUUUUGGGUAGUAAUGUCAGGUGAUUUUAGCACAGAGGCAUAAGAAUUGGCAGAGAUUACACUCUUGACAAAGGUUAACUUUGCUUGGACAAUUUAUGGAGGCCAGUGAGGGCCAGCAUGAUGCUGGCCUGGUUUAUAAAGCAGUUACGUCUAAUAUAUAUUCCAUACAGUGAGAAUUUCCUUUGAUCAUUCAGUUUAUUUGUCAAAUUUAGCACUGGCAUAAGCGGACUCAGAUUCUAUUGGCUGUUUAAUGGGAAAAAAGGAGUGAAAUGAAAGGCUGGUCCAUUGGCUCUACUACUUGCUAUAUUAUGAGAAGUACCUUUGAAUAUCAUCCACCUUCCCUUUGGUCAAGACAUUUGUUUGUUUCCUUGCCUCUGAUUGCCUUUAUGUAUUUGCACAUCUUAACAAUGAACAUUUGUUCAAAAAUAACUUACUGCGGUUCUGCUUAACCCACUGAGUGCCAGACUAUGCAAUAGAAGGACUUUCCAGUUUCAUGUCAUAGGUUCAUGAAACAAAGGACUGUUCUUUCUUAAGCAAUUUAAGGUUCUCAUUUGGUAAGCAUUUCUAGGGUCCCUCCUUGAGAAGCUUGUAAUCUUCCAGCAAACAUUGGAGAUGAGAUUGCAAGCACAAAUGCAAGAGAAAUAUUUUUGCUGUCAGGAAUGUGUGUUUGUUCUUCACUGGGAGGGGGCAGAAGAAGCUAACUUUUAAAAAAUAAUAGCUUCAUUGAAAGCUUUAUUACUGACUUCAUGAAUUGCUUUCUUUGGAGAUCAUGAUCCUAAUAUUUAGACUUUGAGAGGUCAGAUUCUCAGCUGGUGUAAAUUAGUAUGGCUGUAUCAGCUUCAUUGAAGCUGUGCUGAUUUACCAGAGCUAAGGCUCUGGCUGCAAGAGUCUCACCAGGAACACAGAACAGAAUUGAGUUUGGUAAAGCUUUCUCUGACCAUUGAAUUACACUGUUGGAAAACUAAUUUCACCAAGGAAGAGGAAAAUAGUCCUUUGAGAGUAUGCCUUCACUUCAAAAUUAGCCCAGGCAUCCUAGUCUGGGCACCUGUGUUAGUGUAGACUGGGUGUGAGGAGCCACGCUGCUCUCCCCCCCCGUGUGUCGCUAGAACGGCUGGGGGCAUGGCAGGUGGUGCUGCAGUAAGCUGAGUUGGUCUGAUUCUUUCCCAGGGAAUUGUGGAAGAGCUUGUCCGUCAUUGUGAGCACACAGCAGGUGGGGUGAGGGGAACAUGGGAAGGUUCUGGAGAAUUGACAGGCUCUAACCCACAUCCCUAGCUGUGCACAUAGGUUUUUGUGUGUGAACAGGAGGGGAGUUGGAGCAACACUUGAAAAAGAACGUUGGCUAACUCUGUAGUGAAGACAUACACCCACCCAUCUCAGUGUGUCUUUAGCCUAAUUUUCCUUUUUAGCAGUUGCUUUUAUCAAAGGGCUUGUUUCUCUUCUUGCCAGUCCAGUGAAGGAGCUUUUAACACAGCACCAAACUGAAAUAGCCCAGAUCAGAUGUGGACCCAGAAUUCCAAGCCCCAUGUUGGUGGAAGCAUAUUUAACUGAAAUAAUAGAUUCACGCUGCUGGGCCCUCAGAGCCUUUUCAUAAGGCUUUUUAACUUAGGCUGGGAGCGGACAAGUGUUCUGGGCUGCUCCUCUUGCUUCCUUAAAUUUCAUCCCCUCUUUCCCACUCUCUUUGCCAUCUUUUUUCAUGCUCCUCCACCACCACCCCAACACAAAAAAUUGCCAGUUAUUUAAAAUCCUUUAUGAUUGAUAAUGAGCAAAUAUUCUGAUUGUUUAAAAAAGGGUUUAGGAGAGGUUCCUGCGAGUCAUAAUAUCAGUUUGGAAGUCAGAGCUACAGUGCAAUAGAAUAUUGAGUAAGAAUUCACAGAAUAUGGCGUAAAAUGAAAAUACCAUGUGAUAUAACAUGGCAUUACCAGUAAAUUGUGAGCUAGCUGCUGAGAAUAUUACUGUGGUCGCAACAGAGAGAGCUCUGUGUGCUCAGGAACAUUACAUGUAAUCUUUUUCUUCCCAUAAGUUCCUUUUAUUUUAAAGGAAGUUGCCAGUAGAAAAUGACCUGGAAAAACUUUAUGGACUUGGCCUUAUUUAAAACACAAAGUUGAUAAAAUACUCUCAAGAAGAACCCCACUAAAGUACGAUGAUUAUGAUAAUGGGAAAACAAAAUUCAGAUUCAUUAGGAUUUAACCCAGGUCUUUCAGAAUUGGUUCAUGAAGGACUUUGGCUCUAUCAGAAGGUAAAAAACACUAGUAAAAUAUACUGUUUGUGUGAACUAACAGAGGUUGGGGUAGGAAAAAGCUACUCGUUAGCAGAAGAAAGCAAACUGCAACCAUAUAUCAAAAGGCAAUUCUGUGAUCACUGGUGGCUGGGUCUAUAUGGGGAAAAUGACUGGAUUCUCAGGAGUUUUUCCUUAGCAAAUCUAUAAAAUCUGUAACUCUGGCUAUGUCAUGAUUCAGUUACCUCUCUUGUUUUUCCCUCACCGUAUUGUGGUUUUUCGUGCCCUAGUUUUCCAAUUAUCAUGGAACAAGGAUAUGUAGUGGAAGCAUGAAAGAAGGAAACAGACUUUGAAUUGCAGUUUGGAGGUGGCAUUUGGAAGUUUUCCUUUUUUCUAGGUAGCCUGAAGUCUUGAGCGGCACAUUUUUUUUUUUUUUUUUUUUUGUCUUCCCUAGCUCAUAGAAUUCAACGUUGUGUAGAACAGUGCAUUCCCCCUCUCCUUCCCGGUCUCCCCCCCCACACACACACUCUCUCUCUCUCUCUGUGUGUGUGUGUGAAUUGGAUACAUAUGUUGAACUUGGUCUAGUAAAACAAACGUGUGUAAACUGUGGAUAGGUAAUGCUCCCAGAUCUCUCCUGGAAAACUUUAACUGUGAUGCAGAUGGCUCUAAUGCAGCUGACUGCUACACCAUUGCUUAUAUUUUGGUGUAAACUGAUUUACCCUGAAAUGACUCUCUAACCUGCGUCUUAAAAAAUACAAUUGGUUCCAGUGGAAAUAGAUCCGUUCUGAAGUGAUGGACAGUUUGGUUCUCAUACAAAGUACAUCUAUUUCAAAGGGGUUGAACCAGUUUCUCUGAACAGUGAUAAUUUUCACUGUACAGUUUUGGGUAUGUCUCAGGGAUUCCUUGUGGAAAUAAGGGCAGUUAACAUAAAAAGUAAAUAGUUUUAAAAGUAAAUAAUAAUUUAAGGUAGAGCUUCAUCUAAAUGAGAGCGCAAGAAAGAGAAAUCUUGUUGAGUUUUAUAGUCCAUGGUGUCUGGCUUAGGGACUUUUUCUCUUCUCGGGGUGCUCAUCUCAAAUUCAACAUACAGAAUCUUUUUUCAUCACGGUCAGCUUUAAAACUUUUAUUUAAAGAUACCCUUCCCCAAUGAGCUUUCAGAAUACUUAUUGUAGAUUUUAAGAGAAAAGGUAUAUUAAUUUAUGCUAUUAACAUCACCUCAUAAAUUAUAAGUUUUAUACUAAAGCUGUAUUGAGUGUAAUGAAUUAUGUUGCAUAUGUGUUUUUAAUAGCUAUAAAAUUAUAUACAAGCUUUUUUGGAAAAACAAAAACUAGUAAAGCACCUUUUUACACUGGAUCUUUGCCGUGUCAAGGUGUACAGCUAUUCUUUGCUACCUUGCAGAUAUAUAAAAAUAAAAUGGUAUCCUGUAUCAACAAAACAUAGAUCUCUUGUUAACCUGUCCGUAUAUUACUGCUCCUAUAAUUUUUUUUUUUUUUUUUUUUUUUUUUUUACUACAUCCUGCAAUAAUUUAUCUGUGGUUUGUACCAGUAAUGGUUAGAUGUUUAGUUACAGGGUAAAUAGAUCAAAUUAAAAAUCCAACUACUGAAGCUGGAAGUUGUGAACCAAGUUUUUAAGAACUUUUUUUUUUUUUUAAUGUAUUUGUUUCCAGUUAUGCGAGUUGGAAUUUGACAAGACGGAACAUUAAAUCUCGGAAUCCACAGUGUCUUAUUCAGGAACUUCCCCCCCUCCUUUCCUUACAAAAGAAUUCCCACUGUGACUUAUAAAUAGAAUUAGACUGCUUGUGUGCAUGUAUGUAUUAUAUACACACACAAAAAUAUGCAUUUUGGGGGGGCUGUAUGUGUGAUAUGAAUGUGUAUACUGUACGUAGGUCAUAGUUUUUGUAAAGAGAAAAGUAGUUGAGAGGUGAUGGAAUAUACUUGUAGAAAUGUGAUUUAUUUAGUAGGGGGUUACUCUGUCCUGACUAUUGUAAACCAAACUCUCUCUGCUACAUAGUCUUCUGUUAUAAGGCUAACUCUGAUAUCAUGUUGAUUUUAUUCUUUUUAAUUGAAUUGCAUUGAGCCCUGUUAAAAUGUCAUGAAAAUCCCAGAUUCCCAAGACAGCCUUAAAAAAAGGAGGGUGAGUUGUAUUCUUAAAGAAAAUUUUAAAAUGAGAUUAUUUAUAUUUAGGGUGGUGAGAUAUAGGAAUUAAUGUCCAUUUUCAAGUUAAUACCAGAAUCUCUCAUACUCUGACUUUAGAAUAUGUUGUCAGUCAGUCAUCCUUGUGUUUUCAGGUUAAAAAAUAUUGAGAUGGGUGAUUUUUUUUUUUUUUAUUUUAUUUAUUUUAAGGUUUUUUUUGAACCGGUCUCCAUUCUCUUUAAAGGGUUUCAUUUUUAAAGUUAUCUGAUUUGUUUUCCUAAAGGGGUCUGUUGUUUUACUUUUAACCAAAAUAUUGCUUCUGGGGACUUACAAAUGUAUACAAAACAAAAUUUACUUCCAGUCCUGAGAGUUUCAUUUGUGCGGUGAAUUCUAAACUGAAAUAUGGGGAUUUAAAUUUAUUCUUAAUUUGAGAGGGAAAUUAUAUAUCUGUAUGGGAGUUCUUACCUGAGAGACAUAGGAAACCCAAAACAUUCCUAUUUAUUCUCCUUGUCAUCCUGAUAUUUAUCAUUACACCAUCCAGGCUGGAGAGAGUAAAAUCCUAAAUGAUGCACGUUCUGUAGCUGUUAGUUUGAAUCAUGAAAAUUCUGAAACUUUAAAAAUCUGUUUAUUAGAAAACAAAGCUUCCAGUGUUACAGAUAUUUCUAAUUUGUUUUGGGCGACUUUUUUCCUUAAAAAAAUAGUUGCAAAUCCAGACCUUUUUUUAUGUUGUUGAACUAGGGUUUUUUUGCAUCCCCAGCCUUUCAAAUAUGUUUAUAUAUUUUUUUUAAUGAUAAUUCUUGUACAGAUGCCUACAAAAGAAGGGCAGGGAGGUUGAAGUUGUCUGAGGCCUUUUCCUCCCAUUAGUUGAUCAUAAUGGGAGUUACCAGCAUAAACAAUUUUAUGCAUUUAUGGGGAAGAAUAGAGCCCUCUUGUGUAUAUCUAUAUAGAGAGAUGUAUAUGAAAUCUGGGUAGCACUUUGCUGAACGUGGAUUUGCCCUCAUGAUGUGCAGUACAUACAUAUGAGUUCAGCAGAUCUAAAUCUGUAUAUACAUACAUGAAAUGUACAUACAUAUCUCAGACACAUAAUACAUAUUAUGUGUGUGUGAGCGAGAUCCAGAUAUGUAUAAUAUCCACAAAGUGCGUGUUUAACCAUGAAGCAACUGUCACAAAUGAAGUUAUCGUUCCAGUGAGGAAUUUGGAUGGCGUAAAUUGCUGACUUCAGUGUUGUAACUAUUGAUCUUGUUACCUGAACCCUCAAGAUGGAAUUUCCUAGUACAUUUUUGCUUAUGUUUAUACUAUAUUAAUGUUUUUUGAGGCCUCUUCCAACACCCACCUCUUAUGCUGCUCUACACCAUUACCUUCAUCCCAAUUAAUCUCCUACCCCAGCAUUUCAAAAUCAAACUUCCAUCAGCAGUCAGCUUUAGAGCCUGAUCCAGUUCUCAUUGUAAUCAAUAGAAAGAUUCUGACUGACUGCAAUGACAGCUGAAUCAGGCCCUGCACACGCACACACUGCUUUCCCGAUUGUUCAUGUAAAUUCAGAAUUUCAAUGUGACUGUGGUGAUUUUGUUUUGUGAUGUGAACUGAAAUACUUUUUGAAAAUGAGAUACAAAGCUGUUCAGUGUCCCAGAAUGUUACGUCAAAUGCAUGUUGAGUUAAAAAUUCAGAAUUCUAAAACAAAAUAGUGAAAAUUCAAGCUUUCCUUUUACUUUCCUGACAAAAGGAGAGUUCCGCCUUCUGAAUCCACAGAUGCUUAAAGCAAUGCUGAGAAUGCAGCUUUGUUCUAGGUAUUGGUGAUUUCAUCAAAUGUCUUGAGAAAUGCGGAUCUCUAAAUUCAACCUUAGAGACUUUAAAAAAUAAAUCAUGGUUAUCCUUUAGGAUAUUUGAGUUAAUAUCUUCAGUCUACUCAUGUAUUAAAUUAUUUGACUUUUUCAAAGAGUUUUUUGUAUUUCUUGUUUUAAAACAGUAUUUUAGUUCACCUUUUUAAGCUAAAUCUGGAUUCAAUAACCUUUUAACAGAAAGUGACAGUUAAAAGUCUGCUCCUGGCUAACCAGUAUUUUAGUUUUUCCAAUUCUGUUUUCAAGUCUUACUGCUUUCAAUAUUUUUAAUAUUUAUUUUGUCAUAAUUCAGCUACGGAAUUUUGUCUUACAGACAAUUCUGUAGGAAAAUGUAACCUUAUGGUAAUGUUUCUUCUGCUCUUUCACAUGAAGACUUCUGUAAUACAUAUGUUGGGGCGUGUGUAUGCGUAUAUCUGUGUGCUGAGUGUGUGUAUGUGUAUAUAUAUAUAUAUUUAUAUACACACAUAUAUAUUACACACAGUAUUUCAAUUUACAUAAACGUGGAGAACACAUUCGUAGGUUCCUGAUAUAUACUCAUGCAUAUGUGUAUUAAACAUGUAUAUAGAGUGUAGAUAUAUUGCAUAUACACAUGUAUAUGUGUGAAUUUUGGUUGGCAAUUUUUUACAUAUAGCAAAAUGCUGUCCCUUAUGGAAUACUUUCACUGAAACUGCAUUUAUAUAUAAUGAACGGAAAAUAAUCAUCAAAAUUUUAUUUAAAAAGGAGACUCUUAAUUAUCCAAAGUUAUUCAAAUAGUCUUUUUAACUAGAAGGAGGUUGUUAUAAAAAAAACUACCAUUCAUCAUAAAGGCAUCGGAAAGAAAUUAAGACACUAGUUUCUAUGUUUUUGUUCUUUUUGGUUUUUCUGAGGCCAAGGCAUAUGGUAAUCAGGGUUUUUCCUUUCUGUUCAACUAAAUUGCAAAAGACUCACAUUUUCCUUAAAAUGUUCCUCCUCUAGAUUUUCUCUACAUAAAUAUUUUUGCAUUGUUUGCCUCAUACAUUCAAUAAUAUUGAUUUUUACUAACGAGGCUUUAAUAUUCUCCCACCUUUGCAGGAAAAAUGUCAAUUCAUUAUUAUAUCCAGUGUCGUAGCCAUAUUGGUCCCAGGAUAUUAGAGAGACAAGAUGGGUGAGGCAAUAUCCUUUAUUGGAGCAACUUCUAUUGGUGAGAGAAACGCCUUUGGAGUUUACGCAGAACUCUUCUUCUAGGAAACUUACUUGGAGUGUCACAGCUGAAUACAAGGUGGAACAGACUGUGUAGCAUAAAUAGUUUCAUAUUUCAAGGGACCAUUCAAGGUGAAGUGGCCUAUU
This is a messenger RNA of Chelonoidis abingdonii (Abingdon island giant tortoise), 14814 nucleotides long. It is a transcript of the gene INO80D, whose product is annotated as INO80 complex subunit D. Gene Ontology annotation, cellular component: nucleus. NCBI's taxonomy places the organism in Eukaryota, Metazoa, Chordata, Testudines, Testudinidae. The record is from RefSeq and is a predicted model, not a curated record.